Drosophila kikkawai is the source of this 421-nucleotide messenger RNA. RefSeq lists its product as uncharacterized. Gene Ontology annotation, molecular function: chitin binding. The record is from RefSeq and is a predicted model, not a curated record. NCBI's taxonomy places the organism in Eukaryota, Metazoa, Arthropoda, Insecta, Diptera, Drosophilidae.
UGGCCAUCAUUAAAAAAAUAACAAAAUGAAACUACAGCUCGCCCUUUGCGCACUUCUCGUGGUUUCCUGCGGACUGGCCCAAGCCUACAGCGGCAACGGUCGGCCGGGCUGCAAGACCGAGGCGGAACUUGAAAUUGGAGUUUUCCGCAACGACUGGGACCCCACUGCGUACUGGAAGUGCGAGGCACUCAACAAGGCUGGCGUCGAAGUGAGGUGCCCCAGCGAUACGGGAUUCAUGGAGAGUCUCAAGAACUGCGUUGCCUGGGAGGAAUGGGAGUGGGAGACCCCGGUGGCCCCGCUCAGCGAGCCAGAUGAGUGACCCAACAUGAAACAGAACAGCAAAAUGUGACAAUUUGUGUUGUUGUUGAUAUUUGAGAAUAAAAAGCUGUGUUAGGCGGUGUUGGCGGCAUGCGCAGCGAAA